Jatropha curcas is the source of this 3339-nucleotide messenger RNA. The record is from RefSeq and is a predicted model, not a curated record. NCBI's taxonomy places the organism in Eukaryota, Viridiplantae, Streptophyta, Magnoliopsida, Malpighiales, Euphorbiaceae.
UCGAACGGCAUUCAUUUUAUGUGGCCUUGGCUAAACGACUCCAUAUCUUUCUCUCUCUAGAUUAUCGCUUCACCUCCGUCGUUCAAAUCCCUCCCUUAUUUGUCCAAAAUCCACAGUUGUUCGAUAGCAAACUGUAACGCUUAUCAACUCAACCAAGGAGUCUUGAAAGAUUUCUAGCUCAACAGUCUCUCUUUAUCUCCAAAAUAAAUUUAGUAAAUGAGCUGUUGAUUGGCACAGUUUCUGCUCUUCCUAUCUUUCUCUGCAUGCUUCUUUCUCUCCUUGUCUUAAAUGCUUCAAGUUUAAUUCAAUGAGAUUGCUUCGCUGUAGAAAUGGCUUUUGCUGCUUCUUCGUCAGUGUCCUUGGAAUUCGUGAAUGUCUGUAAAUUGUCGAAAGCAGACGGUAACGGUAGAUAUGACUGUAGUGUACUGUCUUGUGCGUGGAAAGCUCCUAGAAUCUUGACAGGUUUUCUUGCAACCACUGCGUCUUCCAGUCAGUAUUCGACAUUGUUGUCUGGGCAAAAUGGCAGAAGGAAUCAGUUCAAUUCUAAAUGUGAAGUCUUCGAUAUAGGAAGGAAUUAUUCUACGGAAGCCUUUGGAUCUGCUCUCGAUGGGGGAUUCUUUAGAACUAGAUUACUUAAUAUUGCUGGUCAAAGAUGGCAACUAUUUUGUGCUUCAUCCAGUUCCUCAGGUGAUUUGAAUGAGGUUUCGCCUGAAAGAUUGUGGGAGGAUCUUAAGCCUACUGUUUCAUACCUUUCACCAAAAGAAUUGGAAUUGGUCCAUAAUGCUCUUCAGCUGGCUUUCGAGGCACAUGAUGGUCAAAAAAGACGAAGUGGAGAGCCAUUCAUCAUUCAUCCAGUAGAAGUUGCACGAAUUCUAGGAGAACUUGAGUUGGAUUGGGAGUCUAUUGCUGCUGGAUUACUCCAUGAUACUGUCGAAGAUACAAAUGUUGUUACUUUUGAAAGAAUAGAGGAGCAAUUUGGUCCCACUGUACGCCACAUUGUAGAAGGAGAGACCAAGGUAUCUAAAUUGGGAAAAUUAAAGUGUAAGAAUGAAAGUGAUUCAGUACAAGAUGUAAAAGCUGAUGAUCUGCGACAGAUGUUUAUUGCUAUGACAGAGGAGGUUCGUGUUAUUAUUGUCAAAUUAGCUGACAGGUUACAUAACAUGCGCACUCUUUCACAUAUGCCUCCACAUAAGCAGUUCAGCAUUGCAACAGAAACACUUCAGGUCUUUGCUCCUCUUGCAAAAUUGCUAGGAAUGUAUCAAAUCAAGUCUGAGCUUGAAAAUCUGUCAUUCAUGUACACAAACCCAGAAGAUUAUGCUAUGGUCAAAAGGAGGGUUGCAGACCUAUAUAAAGAACAUGAGAAAGAGCUGGCGGAGGCAAACAAAAUUUUGAAGAAAAAGAUCGAGGAGGAUCAGUUCCUAGAUCUUAUGACUGUGAAGACUGAAGUUCGCUCUUCGUGCAAGGAACCUUACAGUAUCUACAAAGCUGUGCUUAAAUCUAAAGGAUCAAUCAAUGAGGUUAAUCAAAUUGCACAGUUGCGUAUUAUCAUAAAUCCAAAGCCAUGUGUUGGAGUUGGGCCUCUGUGCACUCCACAGCAAAUAUGUUACCAUGUUCUUGGCUUGGUCCAUGGAAUCUGGACCCCUAUUCCUAGAGCUAUGAAGGAUUAUAUUGCAACCCCAAAGCCUAAUGGUUAUCAAAGUCUUCAUACAACUGUCAUACCAUUUCUAUAUGAGAGCAUGUUCCGACUGGAGGUUCAGAUCAGAACUGAAGAAAUGAAUCUGAUAGCUGAGAGAGGCAUUGCUGCUCAUUAUAGUGGGAGAGUCUUUGUUACAGGUUUAGUUGGACAUGCAAUGCCUAAUGGUAGAAGUUCAAGAGGGAAGGCAGUCUGUCUUAACAAUGCAAACAUUGCACUUAGGAUUGGCUGGCUUAAUGCAAUUAGAGAAUGGCAAGAGGAGUUUGUCGGCAAUAUGAGCUCUAGAGAAUUUGUAGAUACCAUCACUAGAGAUCUUUUAGGCAGUCGUGUCUUUGUCUUUAGUCCAAGGGGAGAGAUAAAAAAUUUGCCCAAAGGGGCAACUGUGAUUGACUAUGCUUAUAUGAUCCAUACUGAAAUUGGCAACAAGAUGGUGGCUGCAAAGGUCAAUGGUAAUCUUGUCGCUCCAAUGCAUGUACUUGCUAAUGCAGAAGUUGUGGAGAUAAUCACCUACAAUGCACUCUCUAGUAAAUCAGCUUUUCAGAGGCAUAAGCAAUGGCUGCAACAUGCAAAAACACGUAGUGCCAGGCACAAAAUUAUGAAAUUUUUAAGGGAGCAAGCUGCACUAUCUGCUGCGGAAAUAACAGCAGACUCAGUAAAUGACUUUAUAGCUGAUUCUGAAGAGGAGAACGAGAUAGAAGAUCUCUCACAUAAUGUUGAGUGUAACAGGCCUCCAUGGGAUAAAAUCUUUACAAAUAUUGGGGAAAAGUCAUCAAAAGCAAAAUAUUCUGAAGAUCUCCUCACUCCUAAAAACGGAAGUGUUUGGGUUCCCAAAGUCAAUGGGAAACAUAAUAAGCAUGUGCAGUCUGUGAGUUUGGAGGCCAAGGGAGAGAUGUCAUCUCAGGGAAAUGGCGUUUCCUGGACGCUACAAUCUAACAUGCCAAUGUACAAGGAAGUCUUGCCUGGUUUAGAAAGUUGGCAUGCCAGCAAAGUUGCUUCCUGGCACAGUCUCGAAGGGCACUCGGUCCAAUGGUUUUCUGUGGUAUGCAUUAAUCGAAAAGGCAUGAUGGCUGAGGUUACAACAGCAUUGGCAACUGUUGGCAUAGCUAUAUGUUCCUGUGUGGCUGAAAUUGACCGAGGAAGGGGAAUGGCUGUGAUGUUGUUUCAUGUUGAAGGGAACUUUGAAAAUUUGGUUAAUGCCUGCUCAAGCGUGGAUUUGAUUUUGGGUGUUUUGGGAUGGUCUAUGGGUUGCAGCUGGCCUAGCUCAUUGGAAAACCCCCAAUGUCAUGAUUGCUAAUUAAUCCGUCGACCCCCAUGUAGUUCACCCAGCUGUUGCAGCUUGGGACGAAGUUUUGCCCCGUGAAAACUGAGAUUCUGGUGUUCAUACGUUUUGGAUAAUUAGCUCAAUAUUUUUCAUCUAUUUGUUGGACAGCCAUAACAAAAUAAGCCAGCAGCAGAAAAAUGCGCCACAUCUGUCUGUCUGGAAAUUUCAGGGCGUUGUAUAUAGAGAAAAAAGAGUGGUAGUUAGCACAUACACUUGUAAAGCUUCUUGCCAAAGAGAGCAAGUGAAACCCUUAUACCAUAGAUUUUAAGAAUUCAUGUCAUAUACAUAUAUAUACAUAUUAUUUUUUGUCAUCUACUUUUACCUA